Molecule: messenger RNA, 1678 nt
Organism: Spirodela intermedia
Lineage: Eukaryota; Viridiplantae; Streptophyta; Magnoliopsida; Alismatales; Araceae
Source: the annotation of a GenBank genome assembly
AUGGCGGCCCUCCUGCUCCCUCCCGCCCCAUCCGUCGUCUCCUCGUCUCUACUUUUAUCUGGGUCGCGCCGUUCACUUGCUCCUCCCUGUAGAUUGCUGGUUCCCGCUCCUUCGCCAUCCUUGGCGGUCGUCCCCUGUAAGUUUCUCUCCCCACUUGAACGCCAUGAUGGAGGCUUUGUUCCCCCUAAUUCCUUCUCUUCUUCGUCCCUGUAAUGUCCUGAAAGUCUUUGUUGUCUAGUUCGGGGUGAUGCCGAACUUUUUUACAGCCGUUUAUCUGCCCGUAGGCCCAAUUCACCUAUGCGUUGCCCAUUUUUUUUUACAUUAUAGGAUAGUUUAAGCGCGUUUUCCCCUCCGGAAACAAGUCUGCAUUUGGAAUUCGUUGUUGCCAAUUUGUGUCAAAUCCUUCUCCAUUUGAGUUUUGACCGUGGUUAGUUGUGUGUGCUCAUUUCGUCACAGUUUCGUUCUCAUGGGUGUGCGAGCGUUCACUAACACCUCUCUCCUCUUCCCGUCUUACGACUUUGGCUAUUUCCUUCCAGUCGAUUUAAUUUCCUCUUUUUUCAAAUAUUGCAUGCUUUUUGCUAAAUUUCCGACUGGCAUUCGGUGAGAUCAACACUCUCUGGAGUUACUCUUUUUCUAAACAUGAAUUUAAUUUUGUUUUCUCAUUGAUGGAAUUUUUUUUCCGGAGAGGAUUCCAUGAUGAGCGUGACACUAUCCUCUUAAGAUCCACUUUUCCCCAGAUUGAGUUCAUAUCAAGUGUUGCAAGGUUUCUUUUAGGUUUUUCUUUCUUUCUUUCUGGGUGAAUCAUGUCAAUGCCUUGAUCAAAAAGAGUAGAGUACGCAAUUGAAGCAUAAAAUACUUCGAAGCAUGAAAUCUGAUCUCUUGCAGAACUUCUCUACCGUCAUUUAACACGAUGUUGAGCAAGUAUGAGAAGGGGGCAUUACCAUGGUGGCUAUUAGGUUUCAUUACAAUGGGAGAUGCUCACCACUUCUGAUCUGAUUAUUCCAUUUUUUCUUCCCCACAGCUGUUUCUCUCUCAAUUUCCUCUGGGUUCUGAGCCUCUCCCCCAGAUCAUUGUGAUUUCUAGCACUCUUAAUUAUGCAUUUUGGGUGAUCUUUUUUAUCUACAUUUGCAAAAAAAAAAUCUUUGAAUGAUUUCAUGAUUGGAAUUUUCUUUCUCAUAAAUUAUAGUUGAUUGUCACUCGGGAGUCAACUCUUGUAUGAACCUUCUCCACCCAUGUCGAUUUACCCUUUUCCAUGUUAUUGGUUUUUGUCCCCCCUUGAACUCUAUCCGAGUCUCACUUGAGCUUCCUUCCAAUUUCUCCACUGAUUUUUUUUCUUCUUUCCAUUGCUGCAGUGACAAGGCAAUGCGGAAGCUCAACUGUUCAGCUGGGAUUUCCUUCUUUUACUGUUUCUGGAAAGCGGAAUGUGGCUGCUCGUGCCUCGGAGAACGAUGGGAGCGAUUCCAGCAGCCCCAGCGCACCUGAUGCAGGGAAAGAAGCCUCUGCCUCUGUAGAGGGUCUUCCCUUGGAGUCAAAGCUGCAGCUGAGGCUCGAGCAGAAGCUGAAGAUGAAGCUAGCAAAGAAGAUCAGGCUCCGAAGGAAGCGCCUCGUCCGCAAGCGCGUGCUGAGGAAGAAGGGGAGGUGGCCACCAUCAAAGAUGAAGAAGAACAAGAAUGUCUGA